GGAAGUGCAGUGCGAGUACCGCUGUGGUUGGACUGAUAGCGGAUAAUCUGAAGUUAUACUGACAAUAGUAGGCAUGUGUUAUUAUAGUACCCAAUUUAAAGCAGAUGGAUAAACUCGGACUGUUACAGCUGCAUACUCAAAACAGUGAAAGAAGGGAUUAUAAGGACGUCUGUACACUGAUUGUAUUUUGAACAAAGAAGAGCAUUAUGGAUCCCACAGCUUCUGGCAUGUUUUGUGGAAGGAUGCUGAGCAUGGUGAACUCAGAGGAUGUGAAUGCCAUUAUCCAAGCUCAGAGGCACAUGCUUGAUCGAUUUGAAAAGACAAAUGAGAUGCUCCUAAACUUUAAUGGGCUGUCGAACGUACGUCUGCAGCAGAUGAAUGACCGAUUUCAACACCAUACGAGAACACUGGUGGAGAUGAAGAAGGACCUUGACAGCAUCUUCAGGCGAAUCAGGACACUGAAGAGCAAGAUUUCAAAACAAUACCCAGAUACCUUUAACAAUGUUCACGAAUCUCCAAUUCUUGAAGACGAUAAUGAUGAUUUUGAUCCCAUACCUCCAAGCACAGCAACCACGACAGCCACAUCAGAACAGAGCACAGAAUCUUGUGACACCAGUCCGGAUAUCUUAUCCCUGUCGAUGAGCCGUUGCUCUGAAGAGUUUUCUCAGGAACUGCCAGAAACCCCUACUUGUAAUGGACAAAGGAAACCUUACGAUGAAGAUGAAGAACAACAUGAUCCAGAAAAGGAAUAGAGGAACAGCAGCAUUACAUUUUAAAACAAAAUCUAUCCUGACAUGAGUUGUAUUACAAAUGUGUUGUUAAUAUUAAUCUGUCUGGGGAUGAACACUAGUUGAUAUCACAUAUUUAAUUGGCAUUAACAAGAGAAAAGCUAAUGCAGCUGUACUGUGUGAGAUGUUGCUUGACUGUAACCAGGAAGCAUAACACCUAAUAGAGAUUGUUCUGUUUUACAUUAAGUACCCUAAGCUUUUUCAAGAUCGAAAGGCAGAUGAAUACACUUUGAAUUAAGUGCUGUCUUGUUUUAAACAUUGCCAUCUUAAACCCAUAAUGUGAAAAAUCAUUUGAAAAGUUGUAGGACCAGCUUGUCACAAAAAGUAUUCAGUGAAACUGAGGAUGCUGGUUUUACAAUAUAAACAGCUGUAUAAAUAAACAGUUUUUUUAUUAA
This is a messenger RNA of Polyodon spathula (Mississippi paddlefish), 1183 nucleotides long. It is a transcript of the gene kxd1, whose product is annotated as KxDL motif containing 1. The coding region runs from base 207 to 752 and encodes 181 amino acids. The transcript is spliced from 5 exons. Gene Ontology annotation, biological process: lysosome localization. NCBI's taxonomy places the organism in Eukaryota, Metazoa, Chordata, Actinopteri, Acipenseriformes, Polyodontidae. Gene Ontology annotation, cellular component: BORC complex. The record is from RefSeq and is a predicted model, not a curated record.